Molecule: messenger RNA, 489 nt
Organism: Durusdinium trenchii
Lineage: Eukaryota; Dinophyceae; Suessiales; Symbiodiniaceae
Source: the annotation of a GenBank genome assembly
AUGUUUGACCUUUGCAGGCAGGCUCAAGAGUGCUUUUUUGUUUACUACCUGAAGAGACGAGCAAUGAGUACUGCCAGUGGACCUUACUUGGUUCCGAUUCCGCCAACUGGCCCAGCUCCCAAGUGGCGGUUCCAGCGGGCUCAAGUGGCGGCCUCCAGUGACCGACAUGUGAUGCGCCUUCCGAGGAUCUUGGAAGAAGAACGGAAGCCUUCAAUUGAGACGCUGCUGGAAGAAAGAGAUGCACGACGGCAUCGGCGCUCCAAAUUCCAUGGUGGCGCUUUGGAAUGGAGUCGUCAGGGAAAGCAUGCGCAGCUUUCUCGGCCGAAGCCAGGGCGACGCGAAGGUACAGAAUUUAUAUCACACUCUUUGACUGACAGGAGAUACCUGGCACACAAAGUCGUGUUCUCAAAGGUGGGCGGCCAGGGACAGGUCAUCGCUAGUCAUGUGUUAUGUGUUCGGAUGGUUUCAGAUUCAUUCGGAUGGUUGUAG